Molecule: messenger RNA, 1266 nt
Organism: Peronospora matthiolae
Lineage: Eukaryota; Oomycota; Peronosporomycetes; Peronosporales; Peronosporaceae
Source: the annotation of a GenBank genome assembly
AUGGGGUGGACCAUGCCACCUCGAUCGCCUUUCCCACGGAACACGGAAUUUUCAAGCACAUCUGCGUACAACGGGGCGGCAUUCCAGUCACUGGGCUUGCCACAAGUGGAAGAAGCGACGGAGUUCCAGCCACUCUAUUCGGCCCAAAAUGGGUCGUUUUAUGAUGGCGGUGCACUGCCACCGCUACCUUCUCCUCAGUCACGUCGCAGCUCAGUGCCGACAUUGCCAGCAAGUUAUUCGUCGCUGGAGCAGCAGCAGCAGCAGCAGCACUUUUUGCCGACGUCUCUGUUGGAGCUACCGUCUUCCCAAUCACGUCGCAGCUCAGUGACGUCAUUGUCAGCAAGUUAUUCGUCGCUGGAGCAGCAGCAGCAGCACUUUUUGCCACCGUCUCAAUUGGAGCUACCUUCAUCUCAGUCACGCCGCAGCUCAAUGCCGGCAUUGCCAGCAGGUUAUUCGACGCUGGAGCAGCAGCAGCACUUUUUGCCGCCGUUUCUAUUGGAAUACCAGGAUGGAGACUUUGACAAUGAAAUCGCACAAGAAAUCUCGUCGAGUAUGUUCCAAUCGCCCGCGAUGUCAACGGAACCAUGGGAGCGAGAAAACUUGCGACAGCCACUGAACAGCUGUCCAGCUCGACCGAAUCUAAGUGUCGGUGGCACACCUCCCAGUAGUUUGUCCACGGCUGCCCCACUCAGCAGACCUAAGCGAGGAGGUGCAUUGAGAGAGCCUUUUACGGCAAUGGCAGUUACCGACAAGCCCAAGUUUUCACCCGACAAACGCAAGUUGUGCUGCGUAGAAGGCUGUUUGAGCCAAGCCCGAGCCUUUAACCGAUGUAAACGGCAUGGUGGAUCCAAACGAUGCUCGAGUCCAGGGUGUACUAAGAGCGUUCAGAGUCGUGGGCUGUGUAUCCGCCACGGUGGUGGGUCCCGGUGUCAGGAGAGUGGCUGCACCCGUGCGUCGCAGAGUCAUGGUCGGUGCAAGCUGCACGGCGGCGGCCGUCCCUGCAUUGUGGCAGGUUGUGACAAGAAGGCGCAUCUCAAGCGCCUCUGCCGCAAACACGGCGGCGGCAUCAAGUGCCGUGUAGUAAACUGUGAAAAGUGGUCUCAGCGUCAAGGCAUGUGCAUGACGCAUUCCAAGGUGGCUGGAGGACCGCAACCGAGCGGAAGUUUCGUCGACUCUGAUCAAUUUGGUCAGAAUUCGCUGUCUUUGCCAGCUUUUUCAGCCUCCUCUUCGCCGCUGUCGCUUUCUACGUUUUCGGAUGCUGCAUAA